Symbiodinium natans is the source of this 1173-nucleotide messenger RNA. The record is from the annotation of a GenBank genome assembly. Lineage: Eukaryota; Dinophyceae; Suessiales; Symbiodiniaceae.
AUGGCCUCAAUCGGUUUGCCUGUGCCGGCCGGCUUUACGUUGACCACAGAGGUUUGCAGUUACUUUGAGCAGCAUGGGACCUUCCCGGAGGCGCUCAAAGAGGAGGUUCUCAACGCUUUGGCCACAGUGGAACAGCGAACUGGCUUGAAGUUUGGCGACUCAACGAAUCCGCUCCUUGUGUCCGUACGUGCAGGGGCACCUCCAUCCAUGCCUGGGAUGAUGGACACCGUGCUGAACGUGGGCCUCAAUGGAAAAACCGUAGAGGCCAUGUCCGACAAGUACGGUGAUCCCCGUUUUGCCUUCGACACCUACCGGCGCUUCAUUCAGAUGUAUGCCGACGUGGUGCUGGGCUUGGACGUGGACUUUGAGAAGAUGUUGAAUCGAGCGAAGCAGUUGCGAGGAGUGAAGCAGGACACCGACCUGGAGGCAGAAGAUCUGGAGAAGUUGGUGAGGGACUACAAGGCCAGGAUCUUUGUGGAACUGGGCCAGGAAUUUCCCACGGACCCCCGUGAGCAACUGUGGGGUGCCAUCGAGGCCGUCUUUAAGUCUUGGUCCAAUCCUCGCGCCAAGACAUAUCGCGAGCUGCACGGCAUCCCCGACAAGUGGGGCACAGCUGUGAACGUGCAAGCCAUGGUGUUUGGCAACAUGGGCAACGACUGUGCCACAGGGGUGGCCUUCACCCGGGAUCCCUCCACCGGGGACAACCACUUCUAUGGAGAGUUCCUAGUCAACGCGCAGGGCGAGGACGUGGUGGCAGGCAUCCGUACCCCAAGGGAGCUCACCAUGAAGCAGCGGCUUGCACAUGGCAGUGAGCUUCCCUCGCUACAGGAGCUCAUGCCCAACAUGUUCCGUGAGCUCAUGGGGGUGCGGGAGCAGCUAGAAAGGCACUACAAGGACAUGCACGAAAUCGAGUUCACCAUCCAGAAGGGCAAGCUCUUCCUGCUGCAGACCCGCACGGGCAAGCGAACAACACAUGCGGCAAUCAAGAUUGCAGUCGACAUGGCAAACGAAGGUCUUGUCUCGAAGGAAGAAGCCAUCAUGCGCUUGAAGCCUCAACUGCUGGAGCACCUGCUGCACCCCACCAUCGACCCAGCCUUCGAGAAGAAGGUUCUCAUCCAGGCCAGGUCGUGCAAAGCCAUCAAACUGGAGCGAGAGCGAUUGUUUUCUCUUUAG